AUGAAGUUCCUCACACUCAUCACAGCAUCGGUUGCUCUGCUCGUGCAACAGGCUACCUCAUUAACCCUCGACGAGACUUCGGUUGAAAGUAUAUAUGGAGCCCAAGCACUGGUAGCCCAGGGUCUGAUGGAUUAUUACAACGGUAACCAGACCGGUCAGACCCCCGGUAUGUUCUCAAAUCCAUAUUAUUGGUGGGAAGCCGGUGUGGCCUGGGGUACUAUGUUGGACUACUGGUACUACACCCAGAACGACACUUACGUCGACAUUAUUAAGUCCAGUAUGCUCUUCCAAACUGGUAAGGACUGGAAUUAUAUGCCGUCUAACCAGACCACCACUGAAGGUAACGAUGAUCAGGGUUAUUGGGGUGUUACUGUCAUGGCAGCUGCUGAAAAGAACUUUUCCGAUCCUGGUCCUGGUAAUCCAAGUUGGCUGUACUUGGCUCAGGGUGUAUUUAACACUAUGGCGUCUCGUUGGGACACUCAGACCUGUAAUGGAGGUCUCCGUUGGCAGAUUUUCACCUGGAACGGUGGUUAUGAUUACAAGAACUCGGUAGCCAAUGGAUGUCUGUUCCAUAUUGGUGCUCGUUUGGCCAGAUAUACUGGUAAUAAUUCUUAUGUUGACUGGGCCGAGCGGGUUUGGAACUGGGCAGAAGGUGUAAACUUUCUCAACCAGACCUUUGUCAACCAAACCUUUGUAUAUGACGGAGCUUAUGUGGAAGCCAACUGUACCAAUGUCAGAAACCUCGAAUGGACCUAUAACUACGGUCUGUUUAUUUCUGGCUGUGCUUAUUUAUACAACUACACCAACCAAACCGUCUGGCUCGACCGUUUGGAAAUGCUCUGGAGCAGAGGUAAGGUCUUUUUCAAUGAGGAUGGAAUCAUGUAUGAAGCUGCCUGUCAACCUUCUAACCAGUGUAAUACCGAUCAACGUUGUUUCAAGGGUAUUUAUUCUCGAUUCCUUGGUCUGACCAUGUUGUUGGUUCCCUCGUUACAAGACGAGAUCAUGCCACUUAUCCAAUCAUCGGCCAAAGCUGCUGCUGCAUCUUGUUCGGGAGGUACCGACGGUCACACCUGUGGUCUCAACUGGUUUAAAAAUGGCUGGGACGGUGUCUGGGGUCUUGGAGAGCAGAUCUGUGCUCUUGACACUUUCAACACCCUGCUCAUUAACACCAGACCUGGCCCUCUGACCGAAAAGUCCGGCGGUCCCUCUGGCGGUUUUGGUGCCGCUGGUCUCAACUCGUCCGACAACGUCCUCACUGUCGACGAGCUCACCAUCGGCACCAAAGACAAGGCCGGUGCCGGUGUCAUCACCGCCAUCGUCAUCAUCGGCCUGCUGGCCACCUCCUGGUGGAUGCUCAUCUAA
Messenger RNA from Sugiyamaella lignohabitans, 1362 nucleotides. It is a transcript of the gene DCW1, whose product is annotated as Dcw1p. Gene Ontology annotation, molecular function: mannan endo-1,6-alpha-mannosidase activity. Gene Ontology annotation, biological process: fungal-type cell wall biogenesis; budding cell bud growth; carbohydrate catabolic process. NCBI's taxonomy places the organism in Eukaryota, Fungi, Ascomycota, Dipodascomycetes, Dipodascales, Trichomonascaceae. Bases 1 to 1362 code for a protein of 453 amino acids. The record is from RefSeq and is a predicted model, not a curated record. The transcript has a single exon.